Penicillium olsonii is the source of this 1719-nucleotide messenger RNA. The record is from the annotation of a GenBank genome assembly. Lineage: Eukaryota; Fungi; Ascomycota; Eurotiomycetes; Eurotiales; Aspergillaceae.
AUGACGGAAAUCCCAUUCGAGGCUCUCCCGCUAGACAAAGCAGGCCCGGCAGGAAACGCCUGGGGCAGAUUUGGCAAAGAUGAUCAACUGGGAACAUUGAAUCUUCUCACGCCCGAGCGCGUCGUCGAAGCAGCUAAGGAGAUCCAGACCGGAGUGCGCAUUUCGCUCGACUGGCCGCUCAGCAUGCCAUCGCAUCCGAGCUUCAACCGCGACCCAUUCAAACAGGAUCUCGUGCUCAGAAGUCCGAAUUGUAUCUUCGAUGAUGUCUUGACCUUCAACAGCCAAGGAUCGACGCAAUGGGAUGGUUUCAGACAUUAUGCAAUGUGUGAACAUGGUGGAAUAACAGGCCGAGGUGUUCUCCUAGACUACGCAGACUGGGCAGCAACGAACUCCAUCUCCGUCUCCGCCCUUGAAUCAGAGACCAUUACCCUCGAGCACAUCAAGCAAGUCAUCAAAGACCACAAGCUUGACUUCCGAACAGGCGACGUCUUGUUUAUUCGCAGUGGUUUCACGGCUGCAUAUAACAAAUUGAAUGACCAACAGCGCAAAGAAUUGGCGCUUCGGUCAUCGCCCGAUUUCAACGGCGUGGAGGCCUCGGAAGGCAUGGUGCGUUGGCUAUGGGAGCACCAGUUCGCGGCCGUUGCGGGUGAUGCCCCGAGCUUUGAGCGCGCGCCGAUUCGGGGCGCUCAUGCAGAUCCGAACUUCAACUUGCACGAGUGGGUGUUGGCGGGCUGGGGGACGCCGAUUGGGGAGAUGUUUGAUUUGGAAAAGUUAUCGGAGCAUUGCAAGGCCACGGGAAGAUAUAGCUUCUUCCUGUCUAAUUCUCUCUUUCUUUCAUUCUCUACGCAAACAAACUCUUCUACCACCCAAACCGAUAUACCUUCUCCCCGUCCCGAUUGGGAACAUCUCAUCUCCACAAUGCCUAUCGAAAUCCCUCAAGCAAAUUCCCUUCAGGACCUCUUCAGCCUGAAGGGCAAGGUCAUCGUCAUCACCGGUGCCUCAGGCCCUAGAGGCAUUGGUCUCGAAGCUGCUCGUGGCUGUGCCGAAAUGGGCGGCAACGUCGCACUCACAUACUUCUCCCGCCGUGAAGGCGCAGAAGCCAACGUCAAAGCCAUCCAAGAGGAAUAUGGCGUCCAAGCCAAAGCAUACAAAUGCGACACCUCCAAGUGGGACGAAGUGCAAGAUCUCGUCAACAAUGUCAUCGCGGAUUUCGGCAAAAUCGACAGCUUCAUCGCCAACGCUGGCCGCACCGCUGAUGCAGGUGUCCUCGAUGGCUCUGUCGAAGACUGGCAAAAUGUUAUCCAGGCAGACCUCAACUCUGUCUUCUACUGCGCCAAGGCUGUGGGCCACCAUUUCAAGGAACGUGGUCGUGGAAGCUUCGUGAUCACAGCGUCUAUGUCGGGACAUAUUGUCAAUUAUCCCCAAGAGCAGACUUCAUACAAUACCGCUAAGGCGGGUUGUAUUCACAUGGCCCGCUCAUUGGCAAAUGAGUGGAGGGACUUUGCUCGUGUCAACAGUAUCUCGCCUGGAUACGUCGAAACUGGCCUCGGUGACUUUGUCCCCCAGGACGUCCAGCAGCUCUGGCAGGGCAUGAUUCCCAUGGGACGUCAAGCCGAUCCCAAAGAGUUGAAGGCUGCUUAUGUCUACUUUGUCAGUGAUGCCAGUUCUUACACCACCGGCUCUGAUCUGCGUAUCGAUGGCGGCUACAUUUGUCGUUAA